This is a messenger RNA of Brassica oleracea var. oleracea, 1832 nucleotides long. Its product is annotated as G-type lectin S-receptor-like serine/threonine-protein kinase At2g19130. Lineage: Eukaryota; Viridiplantae; Streptophyta; Magnoliopsida; Brassicales; Brassicaceae. The transcript has a single exon. The record is from RefSeq and is a predicted model, not a curated record. Gene Ontology annotation, biological process: recognition of pollen. The coding region runs from base 176 to 1594 and encodes 472 amino acids.
AUUUUUUUUCUCUCUGUUCUUUCUGAUUAUUAUUUUCUUACAAGUCUCCAUUGACAAACUAAACCUGGCGACUAGUCAAGGAGCACGACCGUAGACUUAAAAAGAUUUGAAGCUUUAUAAAAAAUGCACACUCUUCAUAUGAUCUCUCUCCCCCUACCUCUAAUAAGCUUUUAUCAUGGUUUUGUUCUUGUUAUUCGUCCUGUUUUCCCUCUUCUUCCUCUGCACCCAUGUCUCUUCCGCGGAUACAAUCUCCGCUGACUUCACUCUCUCCGGAGACCAGACAAUCUUAUCCUCCGGCGGAACUUUCAAAAUGGGUUUCUUCCAACCCGGUAAUUCUACAAACUUGUACAUAGGUAUGUGGUACCAAGAACUCUCUAUACAAACAAUCGUCUGGGUAGCUAACCGAGACAAACCAGUCUCCGACAAGAAAACAUCAGUUCUCAAAAUCUCCAACGGUAACUUAGUUCUACUCGACGGAAACAACCAGACUCCAGUUUGGUCGACCGGUCUCAACUCUUCCUCUGCUCACGAGGCCGUUUUGCUCGAUGAUGGCAAUCUCGUUCUCAGAGACGAGUCCGGCUCUCCUCUAUGGCAAAGCUUCGAUCAUCUCGGUGACACGUGGCUUCCCGGAGCCAAAAUCCGGUACGACAAACGAACCAAAAAAAGUCAACGUCUCACGUCGUGGACGAGUAUUGAAGACCCAGCACCAGGUUUGUUCUCUGUCGAGCUAGACGAGUCAACAGCUUACAAGAUCCUCUGGAACGGGUCCAAGGAGUACUGGUCGAGUGGUCGUUGGAACCCUCAGAGCAAGAUCUUCGAUUCAGUUCCUGAGAUGAGACUCAACUACAUCUUCAACUACAGCUUUUUCUCCAACGCAACAGAGUCAUACUUCACUUACUCCAUCUAUAACAAGGCCAACAUCUCACGACUCGUCAUGGACGUUUCGGGACAGAUUAGGCAGUCCACUUGGUUAAACAACAACAACCAGUGGAACUUGUUUUGGUCUCAGCCUCGACAACAAUGUCAAGUGUAUGCUUUCUGUGGCUCCUUUGGGAUUUGCAGCGACAAGUCCCAGCCUUUUUGCCAAUGCCCUCGUGGGUUUAGGCCCGUGUCGCAAAAAGAUUGGGACAUGAAGGAUUACUCUUCAGGCUGCGUUGGAAAGACCGAGCUACAAUGCUCUCGUGGAGUCGUUAACCAGUUUCUGCCUCUUACCAACGUGAAACUACCUGACAAUUUAGAGGUAUGGGGGAUAACUAGUUUUAGUAUUUGCGGGUCGACUUGUCUAGGGAACUGUUCUUGUUUGGCUUAUGCACAUGACGAAAGCUCGAACCGAUGCUUGAUGUGGACUAAAGAUGUCUUCAAUCUUCAACAAUUCGAAGAAGAUUACAGUGAGGGGAAUACACUUUAUCUUAGACUCUCUGCUUCCGACAUGCCUAGUAGUUCUUCCUCCGGUAAGAGUAACAAAGCGAUGAUAUUUGGCGCGGUUCUAGGGUCGCUAGGGGCAAUAGCUCUUGUUCUGUUGGCGGUAAUCAUAAUGUUAAGGUACUGUAGGAGAAAGAGAAUGAGAGGAGAGAAGAGUGAUGGAACAUUGUGAUAAGCUACGUCAAUGUUAUUAUACGAAACGGGGAGGAGCAAAACAGAGGAGGUAUGACUUAGUGAACUAAAUGGGAAGCUUAGCUGGAAGAGAUAAGCUUAUUCAUUGGUUUACUUUUCAUUUCAAUAAGUCACUCAUUCAAAUUAGUAUAAAAAGCAAGCUGUUGUAUUUUGUUGCGAUUAGAUUUUGAUUAGCUUUUGCCUGCAUCUUGGCUGUUAUGUCUUUGCAUUCUUUGAUG